AUGCUGGAUGCAUCGUGUUGCAUCGCCUCCCUCUGUCCGAGCGGAAUUGGCAAAGCAGAAAGCUCGCAGACAGAUUCCGAGAUAGAGAAGGAAGGAAGGCUCGACGAUGAGGACAGGAUUUCGGCGCGGCAAGUCCGGGGCCCGGGCUCGUGUCAAAGAUGCUGCGGCGGCUGCUGUGGGGUGAUGCUUUUCGUGGCUUUGGUGGAAGUUGUUUUUGCCUGCACUGCCGGUUUUGGCCUGGCGAUCGGCGUGUCUGUCGUACUCGCACCACUGGCCUUGCUCAAUGCUGUCUUUUUGUGCAAUCUGGGUCCGUGCCGUCUGUCUUUCGCUUGGCUUUGCCUUCUUGGUACCUUGACCGGGCCCUUUGGCUUCUUUGGCGCCGUCUUUCUAGCGAAAGAUGUUUGGACAUUGGCUGGCGAGCCCAAUUGGCUUGAAACGUCGACGUUCCCCGACGAGUGCACUGUUGGUGGCUGCUGCCGUGUGACUGUCUCUCGACCCCACCGCGCGGAGACCCUCCAACCCCUGCUUGUGAAGAACACUCCGAUGGCAACCGUGAGAGAUGAGCUGCACCGCUGGGUCGAUCCUGGAAAAAUCAAUUGGCAAGAGGACUGCGAGUGGCGUGGCUCGCUGCUACUCACCGGCGGCAGUGCAGAGGGAAUGGUGAUUCAGCUUGUCGGGUCUGUGCUUUGCUUUGUGGACCCGGGGCCGCUUCAGAUACCCGGGAGUUUCCAGGAUUCUUGCUGCGCCAUUAAUCUACAGCGACAGCUCAUGGAAGCACUCCAAGUAAGGGACGCGGGUAAGCCCCGCUCCCUGGUGGUUGCGGGUCAGCCCCGCACCACACGUGACCGCGGGAAGUCCCGCGUCACAGGUAGACCGCCAAGACGGCGGGUCGAGGUCGCGGCAAAGGAAAGCCGGCAGGACCGCGGGCAGGCCAGAAGGCUUGCAGCCGCUGAGGAGCGGCAAGGGGCCGAGGUCGUACUCCGAGGCGGGUGGUUCUUACUUUUUUGCCUGGAGGAGGCUCAGGAGCGAGACCGGAUCCUCGGGACGACCGCGGCCAAGAGCCAACCAAGGAAGCCCAGGCAGACAGAGGCUGGGUACGAGAAGAUCAAGUGGAAGAAGGAGAGGCGACGAAGGAAGGAAAGGAGCCGCCUCGACCUUCGAUCGGUUCCUCGGGAGGCUCAGGCAAAUCGGGUCCUGAGGUCGGUAGCGCCGACACGAAGCAAGCAAGCUUCGGGGCGCAAGAGGGACUUAGAGGAGUUCCUGACCGAGCAAUCCGCUCGCUUUGCGCAGCAGAGGUUCCGAGAGAGAGUGGAGACCCAGGAGGCGAUCAGGACCAGGCGUCGCAAGGCCGCCCCGGCUGUGCGCAACUACGACGAGGAGAGCAGUGAGAGCUCGGAUGGAGAUGGAAGCGGGGUUGAUUGGGACCCCCCAAGCUCCCCAGAUGGCCCAACAGGCGGGCUGGUGACUCAGGAGGCCCAGCUGUUGCAGCUGCAAGCGUCAGGAUUGGCAGCCCGGGGAAGGCAGAGCACCUUCGAUACCGACAUGCCGGGCCCAAGCCAUCCACCGGCCCCAAGGGCCGGCCUGGUAGACACCAGGCAACUCGGGAAGCCCGAGGUUUUCAAAGGGUCCACGGAGGAAAGCUUCAGUGACUGGUCGUUCAUCUUUGAGUCUUACCUUAGCUGCAUCGACUCAAGGUACAUCGACCUGCUGGAGCAAGCGAAGUUUUCCAAGAAGAGCUUCCCAAACAGGGCUCUUUCGGAUGUGGACCGGGACCUUUCUUGCCAACUCUAUUAUAUCUUGGUGAUGCUCCUGCGCGGUAGGCCGCUUGACAUCACUUACAACACAGGCCUCGGAGAAGGUCUUGAAUCCUACCGGCGCAUCUUUGAGGAGUUCCACCCGAGGGUUGCGUCACGCUAUGUGGGCACUCUCACAACGUUGCUUUCAAGCAAGUUUGGUGAUGAUGUUGAGGGGGACUUAGCGGCCUUCGAAAAGAGCGUCCGGAGGUAUGAACAGGAGAGCGGCAAAACACUGGAUGAGGAGAUGCUUUUGGGCAUUGUGGUGAAUGGGCUAAAGGACAGCAGCCUGCAAAGCCACAUCAUCCGGAACUCAAGCCGGCUCAAAUCCUUUACGGAUGUGAAGGCGGAACUUUUGGAGAUUUCGAGGACCAACCGCGUCCUGCAGAAUCUCCCGCAGCCAAUGGACCUUGGAGCUGCACCGUGGAAAAAGGGCAAAGAGAAGGGCAAGGGCAAAGACAAAGGCAAAGGCAAAGGCGACAAAGGGGGUAAAGGCCAAGGCUCAGACAAGCAAAAGCCCCAAGGCGCAAACCCCAACAAGGACCGUGAGUGUUGGUACUGCCAUAAGAAAGGGCAUGUAGAAGCCGAGUGUCGCAAGAAACAAGCCGAUGCCAAAGCCAAGCCCAAAGCUAAAGCAAAAGGUGGCGGGAAGAACCGCACACCUCAUGCGGCUAGCCCCGCUGAGGGCGAGGAGGAACCAGAGCCCAUGUCUGCAUCGCCUCAGGAGCCGGACCUUUGCUUUGGUGUGGUGGCGGCAACGCCCAGCACCGAGGCCAGUGAGACCGAGGUUCUUGUAGAUACGGGGGCAGGGUCUCACCUGUUUCGGAAAGGGUUUGACUCCGGUGCUUUGUUGGGUUCUCGUGUUUCGGGGCCUGGAAUGGUUACCGUUACGGGUGAGCCCUUGGCUAGCGACCAGAGGCUUAGGAGCCAGCUCGAAACCAGUGCUGGGACCUUUUCGGUAGAGUACGCCGAGUCUGAAAAGGUUAGGUUUUCGGUGCUUUCUGCUGGCCAAGCGGCCACGAAAGGCACCUGGACGGUGAUUGGCCCCGGUGUGCAGUGUAUGGUUCUAGAUAAGCAUGCGUGUAAGCUUAGGAAAGCCCUAGGAGAGACCAAAGACACGAUGCAACUCAGAAAGAAGAGAGGGGUAUUUUGGCUCCCAGUGAACGUGGUGAAAGAAAGUGAAAGGGUUGAAGACCCAGACGUGUUAGCAGCUACGAGGGCUGCUAAGAAGACGGUGCCAGCAAAGGCGCUGGCAGGUGAAGGCGAGGAGCCUGGUGAAGCGGGUGACUCCGCUCAGCCGGGCCAAAGCUCAAGUGCGGGCGGCCCCGCCGAUGCGGGGAGUUCCGCUGCGAACCCUGGUGCGGGUAACUCCGCCGGUGCAGGGAGUUCUACUGACGGCCCUGGCGCGGGUGGCCCCGCCCAGAGGCUUCCGGAGAUUGGCGACGUGCCAAUGGAAGUGUCUGAGGCCACGCGGCGGCCGAAGACAAAGAAGAUCCCGGACACGGUUAGCAAAGCCGAGUUUGACGAGCAUAUGCUUACGCAUCUGCCCAUGCGAAGCUGGUGCGAUCACUGCAUGCACGGCAAGGUGCGUGAGGAUGCGCACUCAGCUCGGGAGCCCAGCGGUCGCGCGUCGGAGGUGGCGCGCAUCUCCCUAGACUACUGUUUUCUGGGACGGGCCUUGAAGGGCCCAGUGAACUCCGUGGAGGAGGUCAAGGUGCCUCAGGAUGAGAAGGAUGGUCUCCUUCCCAUUCUGGUGAUCGUGGACGAAAAGUCCGGUUGUGUUUUCUCUGGUGUGGUGGCUAAGGGCGUUAACCCGUAUGCCACUGGAUUGGUGACUGAAGCGCUCAAGUUCUGCGGGCGCCAAAAGGUCAUCAUGAUGAGCGAUGCUGAGCAUAGCAUCCGGGCACUUGCUGAAAGUGCCGCCAAGUCCUGGACUGGCAGCGUGCAGCACCAGACUGCACCGAAAGGUUCUCACGCAUCUAACGGCGCGGCCGAGCGAGCCAUUUUGGAGCUGGCGCGUCAGGUGCGAACUCUUGCGAGCGCGCUGGAGAAUCGCUACAAGAAGCCCCUGGAGACUGAGGGGGUUGUCUUUCCGUGGUUGGUGCGGCACGCAGGGUGGCUCAUCUCCCGUUUCUUGGUGAAGCAGGACGGGAGAACACCUUACGAAAGGCUUCGAGGCCGGGACUUCCGCGGUGAAGUUGCUGAGUGCUGCGAGGUCGUGCACUACAAGCUUGACAAAGAGAAGACUGGCAAGCUGGACAAGCAAACGUCAGUUGGAGUUUGGCUAGGCAAGUCUCUUGCCUCCGACGAGCACUUCCUGGGCACUGCUCAGGGGAUCCGUCGGUGCAGAAGCAUCUGGCGAAGGCCAGAAGAGAAGAGGUGGGAGCUGAAACACCUCGAGGGGAUGGUUGGGCUUCCCUGGCAACCGCGCGGAGAGCCAACCACCGUGCCUUCAGACAACAAGGCCCCAGCGACUCCAGGUCGCAGGCAGCCCUCGGUGUAUAUCACCUUGGAGCGUCAGAUCAAGCACGGCAAGACACCCGGAUGUCCUGGCUGUGAGUGUGACGAUGACAACCCAAAGCGGCACAACGACGAGUGCCGUAAGAGGUUCGAGAAGUUGUACCCGAGGCAACCGGUGCCAGGAACGCCUGGUACACCAGUCCCUGGGACGCCUGCGGGACCCAUGGAGACUGAAGGAGGUCAGGCCGAGAUGCCCCAGGGCACCGGCCAAGACUUGGAGUCGGGAAGCACCGAGCCGAGUCAGCCUUCAAGGCCAAGGGCCAUGGAGGGGACCUCUGAGGCUAAGUCAGGCCAGAAGCGAGAGGUUGAGGAUGCGGGUGUCCCCGCUCCUUCAAGUGACAGCGGGCAGCGCCGCGUUACUGGAAAGAGCUCACAAGGAGCGAAGAAGCAGAAGACGCCAGAAGCAAGAGGUGAAAAGCGUCCUCUUGAGGACCAGGAGUUGAUGGGGGGACUGCCCACGCUCCACGAGAAAGGCGAGUGGGAGCCUUUGUUUGCUUACCCUCUGGACGGCAGAGUGGAGGAGCUUGGUGCCUACGACGAGCGAACAGGCCAGCCCCUUCCCGUUGACAAGGUCAAGACUGCAAGAGGGCGCGAGCUGGACAAGAUGGAGGAACACUCUGUCAAGAAGGACAUCUCUUGGGAGGAGGCGCGACGGCAGGGGCUAAAGAUAGUCCGAAGCCGGUGGGUAGAUGGUUGGAAACCAUUGCCCAAUGAUCCAAAUGGGGUGCGCAGCCGCUGCGUAGCCCAAGAGAUCAACGACCACGAGCGCGACGACGUUUUCAGUGGAACACCGCCGUUGCGGACGCACCGCAUGGUACUUUCAGCUGCAGCCACUGCAAAGGCUGGCAGGACCAACCGGCGCAAGCUUAUUGCCCGGUAUGAUGUUUCUGUUGCCUUCUUUCAUGCGGUGGCCACGGGCAAAAUUGCGGUCGUCCCUCCGAAAGAUCUCGAUCAAUCGAAGCUCUGGUACUUGCUCAAAGCCAUGAAUGGCACACGUGAGGCUUCGCGACAGUGGUCAAAGCGCGUGUGUGAGGUCAUGACGGAGGCAGGUUUCUGGGAGGUUCCAGGAAUCCCUGGCCUCUUCUACCACGACGAGUGGUGCGUGACCUUGAGCUGCCACGGCGACGACUUUAUCGCUGAGGGCGAAAGCGACGAUCUGGAUCGACUGGAUGCGCUGAUGAUGCAAUCCUUUGAGAGCAAGAUAUUGCCACGGAUUGGCCCUGAGGAGUUCGGAGGCCAGACCACGCAUGGCGAUCAUCUGCACCGCAUCAUUCGAUGGAGCGAGCGCGGGUUCACUUGGGAAGCUGAUCCUAAGUACUCGCGGCAGAUCGUUGAGGAGUUCGGGCUUACGGACGCUAAGAGCGCAGACGCCCCAUGUUCUACGGAAUGUGGGAAAGGCCGCAGGGAUCUCGAAGAUCCUUUGGACGCUGAGGCUGCAGCGAAGUUCCGGAGACUCGCUGGUACUGCGCUUUACCUGUCCCAGGAUCGCCCGACGAUCCAGUAUGCCUUGUCGGAGAUCACCUCUGGCAUGGCAAAGCCUACGGUUGAACACGAGCUCAAGCUCAAGCACCUAGGCCGUUACCUUCUGAAGUACCCGAAGGAAGUUUGGCACUACGAGUACCAGGAGCAGCCUGAGGAAGCUGUGGUGCUUACGGACUCGGACUGGGGAGCGUGCAAGCGCACGCGCAAGUCUAUGUCCAGCUACGCUGAGAGAUUUGGGAAGCAUCUCAUCGAUGCUUCGUGUGCCAAGCAAUCGGUGAUAGCGCUCAGCUCUGGAGAGGCUGAGUUUUACGCGUUGGUGCGAGGAGCUGCCGCCGGACUGCUGACAGCGCAGAUCUGGGAACGGAUUGGGUUUAAGGGUUUGAAGCUUACCCUGAGAACCGAUUCGAGCGCAGCGAAGGGAAUCGCGACACGCAAGGGCUCGGGCAAGGUGAAGCACUUGUCCAUGAAGGAGCUUUGGAUACAGGACUGUGUUCAGAGAAAGCAGCUUACGGUGCAGAAGGAACCUACGAAGAGUAACUGGGCCGACUUGGGCACGAAAGCUCUUUCAGGCUCAAGAGUGACAGAGCUAGUCAAGGGCAUGCCUCUCACAAGGGGCUUGGUCAUGGCGUGCCUGUUCGCGUCCUUUGGCGUGGCUACGGGGCAGCCGAAGGAGCGCCAGCUCGAGACUGAAGACGUUUCCUUCUUCAUCUACAUGCUGAUCAUCCAUAUCUUGGCGAUCCAGACCAUUUGGCGAUGGAUCAAGUUUGCGUUUGUGUGGUGGACCACGCCACGUGUUUCAACGAAGCCGGCCCCUACAGCUGGAGGCCGCGUGGACCGACGAGGUCUAGAGGCGAAUGCGGGUAGCCCCGUCUACGUCACCCGUAAGGGCAAGAAGUUUCAUAGGUCAGCUGUCCAGCUCAAGGAUUCAGCUGGCCAUGGAAGCCUGUCCUGGAAGUUUGUGGAUGACAUGGCCUGGCAGCUCUCGGAUGUGAACUGCACGGAUGGAAGCACAGGCAUGGAGAGCUUUCGUAUUCUUGGCAGUGCGCGGGGCUUUGGAGUCAGGGUAUAG
Symbiodinium sp. CCMP2592 is the source of this 6864-nucleotide messenger RNA. The record is from the annotation of a GenBank genome assembly. NCBI's taxonomy places the organism in Eukaryota, Dinophyceae, Suessiales, Symbiodiniaceae.